AUGACUUUCUUUGAAAGGAGUAAACCUGUCAUAUCAAAAAUCCGUGUGGUUGCUGGGGACCCACCUGUAGCUUUAUCUCCAAGUGGCUCUAUGGUGAAAGGGUCAGAUAUACUUCAUACGAUAUCUGCGUCUCAUGACGUGCAUGAUACUCCUAGACCGGUGGUACAUUCGAUAAGUAUACAAUCCGGACUUAAAGCUGAGAAGAGAUACUGGCUAUAUCACUGUGGUGCUUGGAAUAACUCUGGACAAAAUGGCAUAGCGAUUGUCAUGGCCCAUUCCGCUUUGAUUGAGUGGAAACCGGUAAGCGACCGUAUUGCUUAUGCUCGUUUUAAGAGUAAGUUAUGCAAUAUUUCGGUCAUCAAUAUCUAUGUUCCAACUCUGUCGGUAGAUGACCGGGAUAAAGAUAAGUUCUAUGCGGAACUUCAACUGCUAAUAAAAUUUCUACCGGAACAUGACACAUGGUCAUAA
Messenger RNA from Dracunculus medinensis (Guinea worm), 468 nucleotides. The record is from the annotation of a GenBank genome assembly. NCBI's taxonomy places the organism in Eukaryota, Metazoa, Nematoda, Chromadorea, Rhabditida, Dracunculidae.